CCAUAAUGCCGUAGUGAUGACGCACGCAGUAGACGUUCAGGGGGCACCAUGACAGUCUGCACAGUUGCAUGCUCGGAUUUCUAGCUAACGUUACCUACUUUUUGCUUUGCUAGGAACCUCAUCGUUUUCGUGGAUUGAAGAAGCCGAAAUGACUGUCAGAGUGAACUGGCACCUCAACAUGAAGCUCGGCAGCUAAAGAGUUAUUUUGUGCAGCGACAGCAACGACAGACACACAGGGUUGUUGUCCAAACAACAAGCAUCAUUCAGUGUCAGCCAGAGGUAGCAGCUGGAGCUCGUUCCUGCUGAUCUGGAGCCUGUUCAUUCCUGCUUUAAACCUCAAGGUAGCUUCUCAAACAACACACUGAGCACAGUCAACAAUGCCUGCGGACCCCCUGCCUGAACGUCCAUUCUGCGUUGGUGAUUUGGUGUUAGACAUCUUGCAACCAAAGCACCUUUCCAAAAUCCCCUGACUGCCGGUAUCUGUGGGUGUCGGCUUCCUUCUAGUUCCAUUUCCUGUUGCUCAACACGUUCUCAUCUCCUCUUAAGAGGGGCAGGAUGCCUUUAGUGUUUAGAGAAACAUCUUCGGCUGUAUAAUGCAAGCACAAGUCCUGCUGGAGUUUACUUGAGCGAGGCGCUGAACCAGCUCUAGGAAUGAUUUGCAGUGGACUUUGACCUCUCUGUAUAUACUGAUAGUGGAAAAGAGAAUCUCCCUGCAGGAAUCAAGUAAUUAUCACUCAGUUUAUCAAUUUAUUGGUAUAUCCACACCCAAGAAAAGAAAUUCAGCCUCAGAACGGGCCUCUGCAGCUCCCCUCCUCUUCGCCACCCCAGUACCAUGCUGGGUACACUCCUGCGGAGGAACAUGUCCCAGAAGCUGAGUGUGCUGCUGCUGGUAUUCGGCCUGGCGUGGGGACUCAUGCUGCUGCGCUACACCGUGCAGCAGCCUCGCCAUCAGAGCAGCGCCGAGCUACGCGAGCAGAUCCUGGAGCUCAGCCGGCGAUAUGUCAAGGUCCUGACAGAGGAGAACCAGAACGCACCAGGUGGGCCGCAGGGAACCUCCAUGGCUGGUUAUGCUGAUCUGAAGAGGACGAUCGCUGUGCUAUUGGACGACAUCCUGACACGGCUGGUCAAACUGGAGGGGAAAAUCGAGUUGGCAGUCAAUGCCUCCUCCACCAACGCCUCCCACACAGCAGGGGGCGUCCUCGCUUCCGCUCCCGCCGCCCUACAGAAAGCCUCAAAGCAGGAGACACCUGGCAGCCACCCAGGCCCGUCACGCCUCCACCCACACAUCCCGAAUAGGCCACGGCCACAUCAAGGAGCAUAGUCUUGAUAGAUGUAUUGAUUUUUCUUAAUUUUAGCACAUCACACUUUUCCAGCGUUUAUCCCUGAUGUGACAACAUCAGAUGAAUGAAAAGCAAUAGGGAGACACAUGGACAUCCAGAAACUUUAAAUUUGGGAUGCUUCUCAGAAAUGUUCACUCAGAGGGAAGAAGAAGGACUUCUUCUUUAUGCUCUGUCCUAUCAUAUGCUGAUAUUUAUUUAUUUUUUACCCAAAACUAUCCAGCACAUUUUUUAUAUAUAUUUGCAUUGCUGAUUUUAUUUGGCUUAGAUUUUAGCAUUUUUUUUAUAAUGCCAUAUUUGAAUCUUAUGACUGUUUAAGCAAAUGCAGAGAGGUAUAACUACUCUUGGAACUGAACCAGAUUCUCAUACGCUUUACGAUAAAAAUGGCUUGAAAUGCGCCCCUAUCUACAUUGUAAACUAUUUUACAAUACUGCUUCAAUAUAUCAAAAUGCUGAACUAAACAGUACACUCAUGAGAGGUUAGGAAUAGCUGUCAGUUUUUAGCUGGUGCAGUUGCUAAUUACUGUAAGAAGAAGAUUCUACUUUUAGCUUACACAUAGGAUAAUUAAACUAUAUAGUUCGCCUGUAAGAGAUAAUCCAAAGAAUGUUAUUUGCACUCCAUCUGCAGGCGGUAUAAUUGUGCAUUUACAACUACUGCAAGGCAGUUUGAGGUUUAUGCAGAAUAUGAUGGGAUGAUGCCUAUUUGCCACUGUAAACAUGAGCGUGUGUGUGUGUGCUUUGUCUCAGUUUAAAUCCAAUGGUUCCCUUGCCCAGUGUUGAGAAAUGUUUUUAGGUGUGUAGCAGAUUGAAUGUACUGUGUAGUCAGUCUUAAGCCCUUUAGUGCUGUUAAGGUGACUGACCUAAUGCUGACAUAUGUUCAGGGUUCAUGUUGCACUGUGACUCUAUAGAGAUUUUCUAAAAAUACUGGGCUCAUCCAAGUUUGACUCUAGGGAUAUUACAGGAGGGUUUACGUCAGGCGCUGGAAUAUUCCUUCUUCCAGCCUUUCUGCUGGUUCUGAGUAUGGUUUCUAUAAUACUGAGAAACUCUGGCACCCGCCCAGAGGAAGAAAAUCUUUAAUUAGCACAUCAUGAUGCUCAUUAUCACUUUCUACGGCAAGAAAGACGAGCAACACUUUUAUCAAUACUACACGGGGAUCGUUUGAGACAAAGUCAAUGUGGGUGCAUACUAAAAAUAUGAGGGGAAAAAUGCUUCAUAAUGUUGUCUACACAUUACGUGAAGGCCUCUAGACUGAAUUAUCAAACCGUGGUUUGACUGUGUCUACAUUCAGUAAUGCCAUAAAUGUACUUUUCUUCAUAACGCUAAAGUAGAAAAGAUGGUGAGCCAGUCAGCUGCUGUGAGAUAGCUUUACUAAUAAACUGACCUUAUGGAAAAAAUAAUCUCCCCUCAUUUAAAUCCAUUUUAUUGCUAUAUUUUAAACUUGAUACCUAGUGUCAUUCAAGAGAUCAUGUACCUCACAAGACAAUGAAUCCAGAUUUAUUUGCCUCUGUCCAAAUGUUCAGCCGGUAGUUCUCAAAGAGAGCAACCGCCAUGAGGGUUGUGUAUGUAUGUGUAAGUGAAUGUACAAAGACUUUUUGGUUCAUUGAGUUUUAUUGACCACAUUGCAAAUCCCUGCGGGGGAUGUGUUAUAACCACCCAAAUCAUGUCUUACCAUGGUAAAAAAAGUAACACCUCCUAAAGUACAAUUUUGAGGCACUUAUUAGGGCUGUCAAUCGAAUAAAAUAUUUAAUCGCGAUUAA
Molecule: messenger RNA, 3093 nt
Organism: Sebastes umbrosus (honeycomb rockfish)
Lineage: Eukaryota; Metazoa; Chordata; Actinopteri; Perciformes; Sebastidae
Gene: ccdc126
Product: coiled-coil domain containing 126
Exons: 3
Coding region: 833-1321 (162 amino acids)
Source: RefSeq, a predicted model, not a curated record